Molecule: messenger RNA, 570 nt
Organism: Arthroderma uncinatum
Lineage: Eukaryota; Fungi; Ascomycota; Eurotiomycetes; Onygenales; Arthrodermataceae
Exons: 1
Coding region: 1-570 (189 amino acids)
Biological process (GO): DNA repair
Molecular function (GO): methylated-DNA-[protein]-cysteine S-methyltransferase activity
Source: RefSeq, a predicted model, not a curated record
AUGGCCAGAACUGCAACGGUGACCAAAGUCUCUGCUCGGGCAAAGCGGAAGCCUGCUUCGUCGUCAAUACCAACAGCCGGCAAGAAACAAGCCACCCUCUCGUCGGCUGCAAAGAUAUCCAAGCAGCCGCCUGCGUCCUCACUCACCUCUGCCCUGACAUCCGAGGACCCCGAGUUUCUGCGUCAACAGCUGGACCGCAUCUCAUCCCACCCGUCACUCACCCCUUACAGGCGACGUGUAUACCGGACCCUGCUCUCCGUGCCCAAGGGCCAGUGGACGACCUACGCCGUCCUGUCGGCCCAUCUCUCCUCGUCUGCCCGGGCGGUGGGUAACGCCAUGAAGACCAAUCCGUUUGCUCCAGAGGUGCCCUGUCAUCGUGUGCUGGCGUCUGACCGUACGAUCGGCGGGUACAAGGGCAGCUGGGGUAACGGGGGAUCCUAUGCGGUAGAGAAGACGAAGCUGCUAUGCGGCGAAGGGGUGAGCUUAGAUGGAAAGGGCCGGGCAGGCGGUGAGAUCUUCAGCCAGUUCCUGGAUAUGGGCGAAGUCCUGGCUGAUAAGCCAGUGUUAUGA